This is a messenger RNA of Bombyx mandarina (wild silkworm), 828 nucleotides long. Its product is annotated as lysine-rich arabinogalactan protein 19-like. NCBI's taxonomy places the organism in Eukaryota, Metazoa, Arthropoda, Insecta, Lepidoptera, Bombycidae. The record is from RefSeq and is a predicted model, not a curated record.
AUGUCUGGUGGGGCUUCUCCCCCCAUCAUCAGCACACCCGGCCCGUCCCGACAGGGACGUCGGGCAANGAGGCCAAGGGAUGGCCCAUUAUCCUGCGCUAAUUGCGGGAAGGACCACGCCGCCACCGAUCGGCGGUGUGUGGUCUACCGCAAGAGGGCCAGGAUGAUGGGAGUAACCAUCCCCCCUCCUGUUCCACCGGUGCCACGGCCCAGGAAUGUCCCAGCUCCAGCUGCUGCUCCUGUCGUGUCUGCACCCAUCCCCAAGGGGGAGGGGAAGGGGAAAGGGAAAUCCUCCCAAACCCCAGCCCCUCCCCCUCCUAGUACCUAUCCGUCUGUCUCGGCGGUGGAGGCUGGGCCGUCAGCGACUACGUUGAUGGCACAGGCCAACCCACCGAGGCAGACAAACAAGCCUAUUCCUACUCCUCGUGGUCGAGCAUCCAUCAACACUAAAACAAUAGUGACCAAACCUCUGCCUCAUAUAUUGAACAUCGAGAGCACCGCCACAACGAAUAAUAAAAAGAAGGAGAAAAACAGGAAAAAGAAUAUUAAAAAGAAAUUAAAAAAAAAAAGAGAAGAGAAGAGGCGAAUAGGGAUACGACCGAGCCCGUUGUGCCGGAUCCCCCACCAACCCCUGCGGAGGCAAUGUCAGCUGACGAAGCCUCCUACAACGACCAACCCCCGACUAGUGACGGCCCGGUACUACCAGAGGCCCCAUCGACCGAACCGAAUUACCUCCGACAGCCCCCUCUUCCCCCCUGCCCACAGCGCGAGCGGCGCAGUGACCGACAGGCUCAUCAGCCUGCCGGGUUCGCUGCAUGGCUCCUCGUAA